UUUGUCACGGGUUCAUCAUAUGACUUCCUUGCUUUACCCCCGCCAGACCUUCGGCAGCAUUAUUGCCCUGAACAAGGUAAACAUGACCAUCCACAAGUCCCAAGUGACCAUCCUACUCGGGCACAACGGCGCGGGGAAGACAACGCUGAUGAGCAUAUUCACAGGUUUAAUACAGCCUGACAGCGGCGCUGUCCAUGUGGGUGGACGACAGAUGAGCACCUCCGAGGCCCGUGAAAAUAUGGGCUUUUGUCCGCAAUUCGACGCGUUUUUCGAUGACCUCACGGUAUCUGAUCACCUCACGUACUUCGGACUGCUCAAAGGAAUGUCCAGUUCCACGAUUAACGCGAACAUAACGACGCUGCUAAAGAACAUGCAGCUUUCCGACAAGGUGGAUGCUUUGCCACGUGAGCUCUCCGGUGGGAUGAAGCGGAAGCUGAGCAUUGCGAUUGCUCUCAUCACCAAACCGCAAGUUUUGAUCCUGGACGAACCGACGGUCGGACUGGACCCCGAUACGCGACGGGUCAUUUGGAAGGUCUUGCGAGAAUUGCGUGGUAAUACAACGGUGCUACUUUCCACGCACGAUAUGGAAGAGGCCGACGCGCUAGGCGACCGCAUCAUAGUCAUGUACAGCGGCACCGUCAUCUGCUGUGGAACGCCAAGUUUCCUCAAAGAUGCUUGUGGAGUCGGCUACAAGCUACGCAUCUCCAAGGUCCCGAAUGUCUUCAACAGCAAGGCAGUCCUAUCAGCGAUACUGAAGGCAGCACCGCUAGCCGCUCUGGACGAUGACAAAGACAACGAAGCGGUGUUCGCGCUCAACACGAUGGACCGAGACGGCUUUGUGGCCAUGUUCAGCGAGCUCGAAGCUAAUGGCCCGGCGCUGGGAAUUAAGAGUAUUGGAGUGACAGUGGCUACGAUGAAGGAGGCCUACAUCAAGAUAUACAAAGAAUGGGUUGGAGACGCCAAGAAAGACGAGCCUCCUCAAAAGGAUGUGGCCGAUCUCGUCGUGGUAGUUGAGAGGCAACCGAACUGCUGCCAGCGCUUCCGGGCCCUGGUGCAGAAGCGGUUGCUGAUCUUGUGGCGCAUGCCGUUCCUCUUCAUCACCGGCUGGGUCCUUCCCGUGCUCAUCGCCUUCGUGGGGCUGAGCAUCGUCAAGCAGAGUUCCCUCGACCUUCCGCCUGCAUACCAACACAUCGACUUCGACGUCGCCGCAUUCGUCAACCCUGAUCGCAGACUACCACUGAGAACCUUCCUCCAGUCAAACCAGACAACCAACACCUCUCUGGGAUACAGGGUGCUUCUUGAGAGUGAAAAUGUGCCGUUCGACGACCUCGAGAACGCCAAGGAGACCCUGAUGACGAUGUUGGACGAGGACUUCCUCGAGUACGCAAGGACCUACGCUUUCGGCACCAUUUUCAACGGGACGAAAAUCGAAUUGUGGAGUAGCCCGCUCGGCAUGAUCGCGCGAAGCGUCUUGCGCAACAUGAUCGACACGGUGCUCCUGCGCCAACAUACGGGCCAAGCCAGCAGCCGCUUUCGCACGGGGAUCUCGCUGCACAGGCUGACAGAUGAAGAGCUAUACACGGACGACUUUCAUCAGGAUCCCUUGUACGGCCUCUUGGACCGUGCUAUCUACACGUGGGCGUACUGGUCCUUCAUGGGGUCGGUGAGCUUCGGGCUGAUCGUGUCGUCGUUCGUGGUACUGCCGUCGCUCGAGAAAGUCAGCGAAGCCCGGGAGUUGCAGCUCAUGACGGGCGUCUCGGGUUCCCUCUAUCUUCUAACCCAUUUCGUCUUCGACUUGGCCUUUUACGCUGUCCCGAUGGCGACUAUUUUCGUAGGCUACUGCGCCAUUUUGGACCUGUCCUCGGAUACGCUGAGUCCCGGCGUAUUCAUCGGAUAUUUGCAGGCGGCGGGUGCUUACGGAGAGGAAACGAUGCAUAUACCCUUCAUGUUCUUCCCGCCGUUCGCACUUCCGGCGGCGACGGUGCGGGCUGUCAACAUAAAGUUCGAAGUCGCCAUGUGCGACUACCUUCGGAGCAAGAAGAAACUGAAACAGGAGGACUUUGAUUUCUGCAAGGAAGCGAAGACUUACGGCUCAACGAUAAGGCUUUGCUGUAACAGCUUCUCCAUCGCAGUACUGAGAAGUAGGACCCCCGAGGUCUGGAGCGAGCCGGCUGCGCUCUCGCUGUCGCCGGCCGGCAUCCUUCUGGACGUCGUGGUCAUGCUCGCCAUGGGCGCCGCGCUGUUCGCCUACCUCCUGUACCGCGCUUCGGGUUGGUCUCGACUCGGUCGCGAACGGUCGACGCCGCCUCUGCAGACGACCACAGGCGAGGACGCUGACGUGGCCGCGGAGAGGGCCGCGGUCGCGGAUAUAUGCAGACAGAAGCGCUUCGGAGACGAUAACACGCUCGUGGCGCAAGAGCUGCACAAGGUGUUCGGCAAUAUCCACGCGGUGCGGGGACUGUCGUUCGCCCUGAAGCCCGCUGAGUGCUUCGGUCUGCUGGGUGUCAACGGCGCCGGCAAGACGACCACGUUCCGAAUGCUGGUCGCCCUGCUCCGAUUGACCUACGGCGACGCCUACAUUAAGGACGCAGUUUUGUCUCAAGACACUCGCAAGUGGCAAUCGAUGCUGGGCUACUGUCCCCAGGCCGGAGCGCUACUUGAAAAGCUCAGCGCUUACGAGACGCUCUACCUGUUCGGCCGCCUCCGCGGAGUGCCCGAGGAUAAGUUGGCCGCGGUUGUGGAGAACACGAUCGACCUCGUAGACCUCCGCGAGCAAGCAGCUAGGAUAUGCAACUACUAUAGCGGCGGAAACAAACGCAAGUUGUCUACAGCCGUGGCGAUGAUAGGCUUCCCUGAAGUGGUGUUCUUGGACGAACCAUAUGCCGGCGUGGACGUACUGGCCCGGACGCGUAUCCACCGGGGAUUCAUUCAAAUUAAAAGCACCACAAAGAACACCAUGGUGCUCACGUCGCAUAACAUGGAUGAAUGCGAGUUGGCCUGCGACCGACUGUGCAUCAUGGUCGGUGGCAAGAUGGUCUGCCUGGGAACGCUGCAGCGUAUCAAGGACAAGUUCGGCAAAGGCUACAAGCUGCAGUUCUUACGGCCCGAAAACGCAACCGUUGGACCGCAGGAGCUUACCAAAGCCAUCGCCGAUGCUUUUCCGGGAAUUACGAUCGUUGACGAGCAGUGGAAAUCCAUCGAGUGCCGCACGCAAGACAGGCUUCCGUGGAGCCAAUUGUUCAAGAAGAUCGCGGCCCUGGAAAAGAACUUUGCCUUCGAACACGUUCUCGUGUCCGACAACACACUGGAGCAAAUCUUCAUCGCGUUCGUCCGAAAAGAGCAGAAGAACACAGCUCGCAGGGACGCAGUGCCAGCCGCGAACGCGAAGGCAGGCGCAAGCGUAAGUGCUACGGGCACAAAUGCAAGUGCUACAGGCACAAACACAGCUGUUAUAUAAUGUCACUGCAGCAAACACCGUCCUGCACGUCUUUUUGAGUAUAUUCUUUAAGAAAACCUACGUCUUUCGGUCGUCUUUGAAUGUACGAAUUUGAUCUUCUUGAAACGUAAUAAAGAUUGAUUGACUGAUUUCUCGAUCGAUCGAUCAGUUACCUAUUACCAUAAAAGAUUGCUUUGCUAACAGCGACGGUGAUCGGACCAAGUGCUUUUAGAGCGCCCUUUGGAGCAUAGAAGCAACAAAGUCGUCGAUUAGAAGCAAACUAACAGUGGAAAAACAGCACGAUUAGCCUUUACUGACGAAUGCACAGUCCCUUCUUAUACGUUUUACAGUGAAGCUGUUUAUGCUAGGGUACCAUUUUUUGUGUGCCUGUGCAAAAAUGUGACAAUGCAGAAAGGGUCCAAGCGCAAUGGCACAUUCCCCUAUGGAUUUGGGGUGGUGGGCUCCGGUACCUGU
Dermacentor silvarum is the source of this 3910-nucleotide messenger RNA. RefSeq names its product ATP-binding cassette sub-family A member 17-like. Bases 20 to 3457 code for a protein of 1145 amino acids. NCBI's taxonomy places the organism in Eukaryota, Metazoa, Arthropoda, Arachnida, Ixodida, Ixodidae. Gene Ontology annotation, biological process: lipid transport; transmembrane transport. The transcript has 16 exons. The record is from RefSeq and is a predicted model, not a curated record. Gene Ontology annotation, cellular component: membrane; intracellular membrane-bounded organelle. Gene Ontology annotation, molecular function: lipid carrier activity; ATP hydrolysis activity; ATP binding.